AUGUCAAAUUUAGAAGUUCCCGUUGUGUGUUCUGAGUACGAUGGUGAAGGGCGGUUUUUGUGCGGUGUAACGGUGGCCUUAAACCGUCAGAGAGUGAGUGUACAGAGUACCGAUCCUGGUGCUCCGCUUAAUGAAAAUGUCUUGUUAUUGGAGGAGUCCAAUCUACGUGUUAUUGUAGUACGUUGGGGGUUUCUGGAGAGUCCUGGUACCCGGUGUGUUUUCCUAGGGCUGAAUAACGGUGAAGUGUGGAUAUAUUCGCCUGCGGCAAAUGAAGUGGUGUACAAAUUAUCAACGGGAAACUCAUCGAAGAUCAACGAUGUGGUUGUCAAGAGUGAGAGCGUAUGGUGUGUGGACUCAGAGGACUGGAUUUAUGAGUUUAGCCUGGGUGACUUCACUGUAAAGCAGCGAUUUCAAGUCGAAUCUUGCAUUUCGCUUGGCAGACUAUGUUUGAUAGAUGAUAAGUUACUGGUGGCUUCACAUUGCAUCUUCCUGGUGGAUAUUUCAUCUAGAAAAGUGAUACAGACAUAUCCGGGGCACACGACGCCUGUAACGCACUUGAAAGCUUUGACGAGUGAGUAUUUUGUUACCGGUGCUUCGAGUGACCGUUUUUUGAACGUCUAUGAUCUGCAUACGGGAGCUACAAAGACUGUGCUAGUUCUGCAGUCGAACUUGCAAGAGUUUUCCCAUUCGGAAGAGCACUCGAUCGCCGCUACUACUGAGGAUGGUGAUGUUGAAAUCUUUUCAGACCCGCUAGUGGCUAAUAUUACCAAUAAGAGACGUGGGAACAAAUCAAAGCAAUCUAACAAGACAAUCCAUGGUAGUUUCGAGCUCAACGGUAAAACCUCUAAGAAGCCAUUCUUGAACGUAUCGAUAAAUCGCGACAUAUUGAACUUGGCAUGGUUGCAAAAUGCCACGAUACCAAAUUUUGUCCAACUGAAAUGGGAGGGCUUAUCAGCAGACCAUACCGUUCAGCUGGUCAGCAAAACCACCGCUGGGGAUCAUUCUCUAUAUGGAACAGAAACUGCAGCAGUUGGAAACUAUAAGGAAGGGAACGCCAGAGUCACUCAUGGUGACAAUUUUAAACACGUUAACGAUGUGAUCAAGCAGUGGGAGGCAGAGUUGACUCAACAGGAACGUGAAGAUAACGAAAAGGCCACAGAGUCACUCGCUGACAAGUUAGAAUUGACGUCACUAAACGUCUCCAAGAAGAAAACCACAGCCACCACAGCCGGCACAGUUACCGUGAUAUUAUCCCAGGCACUACAAUCGAAUGACCAUUCCCUCCUGGAGACCGUUCUCAAUAAUCGUGAUGAAAGAGUCAUUAGAGAUACUAUAUUCAGAUUGAAGCCUCCACUAGCUGUCAUCCUGCUCGAAAGACUCGCAGAACGUAUCGCAAGACAAACUCAUCGUCAAGGACCUUUGAACGUUUGGGUCAAAUGGUGCCUGAUCAUUCACGGUGGUUAUCUAGUAUCCAUCCCAAACUUGAUGUCCUCGUUAUCCUCUCUGCAUUCCACCCUUAAGAGGCGUUCAGCCUUGCUGCCCAGAUUGCUGACCUUGGAAGUCAAGCUAGAAUCCACGCUGAACGGGAUAUAUCCAACACAGGAUAUCGAUGAAGCAUUACUGGAAUUACAAUCACCACAAGAUUCACAAGAGGAAGACGAAGAUGAGGACGUUGAAUAUAACGAAGAACUGGACGACGCAGGAUUAAUAGAAGAUGGUGAGGACGACUACGAUGAUUCCGAAGAAGAUGAAGAUGAGGAAAGUCUUAACGAACUACCCGAUGGUCCCCAGGACGGCAAAUCGUCGCAAGAUCUCGGAGUUUCGGAUGAUGAUGAAGCUGGGUACAGUGACGUCGAAAUGUCAUAG
Messenger RNA from Torulaspora delbrueckii, 1866 nucleotides. It is a transcript of the gene UTP5, whose product is annotated as Utp5p. The record is from RefSeq and is a predicted model, not a curated record. Bases 1 to 1866 code for a protein of 621 amino acids. Gene Ontology annotation, biological process: maturation of SSU-rRNA from tricistronic rRNA transcript (SSU-rRNA, 5.8S rRNA, LSU-rRNA). Gene Ontology annotation, molecular function: protein binding. The transcript has a single exon. Gene Ontology annotation, cellular component: nucleolus. NCBI's taxonomy places the organism in Eukaryota, Fungi, Ascomycota, Saccharomycetes, Saccharomycetales, Saccharomycetaceae.